Messenger RNA from Megalops cyprinoides (Indo-Pacific tarpon), 1563 nucleotides. Its product is annotated as UDP-glucuronosyltransferase 2A2-like. The transcript has 6 exons. Gene Ontology annotation, molecular function: UDP-glycosyltransferase activity. NCBI's taxonomy places the organism in Eukaryota, Metazoa, Chordata, Actinopteri, Elopiformes, Megalopidae. The coding region runs from base 10 to 1563 and encodes 517 amino acids. The record is from RefSeq and is a predicted model, not a curated record.
UUGUGCAUCAUGGGUAGCACUAUGUGGCAUGUGGAGUGUGGCAAAAUCUUAGUGUGGCACACCGAGGGCAGUCACUGGCUUAAUUUAAAGCCUGUGCUGGAAACACUGAUAGACAGAGGGCACGAGGUGAAGGUCCUGGUUCAAAAUGCAUCCCUUUUCAUGGACCCGUCCGAGCCCUCGAGGUUUGGUUACGAGCAUUUCAACGUGUCACUCUCUCUGGAGAUGGUGAACGACUUCAUGGAGGAGUUCCUUCACUUCUCCAUGUACGAGAUGGACCACAUGAGCAUCUGGGAGAUCUACCUGAGGUUCUACCAGCUCUUCAAGAAGGACACGGCGAUGUGCGUCCACAUUUGUGAAGGGCUGCUGAAAUCUGACGUUGUCAUGGGGAGGCUGAGGGAAGGCAGGUUUGACAUCCUGCUUGCAGAUCCCAUCUACCCCUGCAGCGAGCUGGUGGCCGAGCUGCUGGACAUACCCCUGGUGUACACCCUGCGCUUUUCCAUCGGUAACACCAUGGAGAGGCUGUGCGGGCAGAUACCAGCUCCCCCCUCCUUCGUGCCGGGAGCCAUGGGGAAAUUCACUGACCGCAUGGGCUUCACUGACAGGCUGUGGAACUUGCUCUUCUAUUUGUCACAGGACUUCAUAGCCAUGAAAGUGUGGGAAACCUAUGAUAAGCUCUACAGCGAUGUUUUAGGGAGACCAACAUCGUUCUGUGAAUCUAUGGGGAGAGCUGACAUCUGGUUGAUCCGUACCUACUGGGACUUUGAGUAUCCCCGCCCUUUUCUGCCCAACUUCAAGUUUGUGGGUGGACUUCACUGCAUGCCUGCCAAGCCUUUACCCGAGGACGUGGAGAAGUUUGUGCAGUCCUCAGGGGAUGAUGGGAUUGUGGUGUUCACUCUGGGAUCCAUGAUCAAGAACUUGACCAGAGACAGGGGAAACAUGAUCGCCCAUGCUCUGGGGCAGAUACCACAGAAGGUGCUGUGGAGGUACAGUGGAGAGAAGCCUGAGACUCUGGCUCCUAACACCAGAAUUUAUGACUGGAUCCCUCAGAAUGACCUGUUGGGCCACCCAAAAACCAAAGCUUUCAUUACCCAUGGUGGGACAAAUGGAAUAUAUGAGGCCAUUUAUCAUGGUGUGCCAAUGGUGGGCAUCCCCAUGUUCGCUGACCAGCCAGACAACAUGAUCCACAUGAAGAGCAGAGGAGCUGCUGUCAUCCUUGACUUUAACUCCAUGCAAUCCAAAGACCUGGUGGAGGGCCUCAACACUGUGAUACAUGACCCAUCGUAUAAGGAGAGCGCCAUGAGGCUGUCGCGCAUCCACCAUGACCAGCCGAUGAAGCCGCGGGACCAGGCUGUCUUCUGGGUCGAGUAUGUGAUGCGCAACAAAGGGGCCAAGCACCUGCGGGUGCAGGCCCACAACCUGACCUGGUACCAGUACCACAGUCUGGAUGUGCUAGCUGCGUUGCUGGCCAUGACCACCCUGGUCAUCCUCAUCUUGAUCAAAACAUGUGCCUUCUGCUUCAAGAGAUGCUGCACCCGAUCAAAGACGAAGAGCAAAGCCGAGUGA